AUGUUCAAUCCAUCUUCCCCGCAUUCCUCCAUUGGAGGUGCCGAGUCCUUCAAAGGUACACCAGACACGAGAUUGACCGCAUUCUCCCCGGAGGGAGGAUCAACACGAUCCUCUCGUCUCCUGAAGUCUACAUCGCAAGAUUCACCAGAAACCACUCCUUCCAGGUACUCUACAAGUGCAUUCGGAAGUGUCACAUCUAGUGCCGAGAAAGAUCCUUUCAUCGCCGUAAAACCCAACUCCGGCCAUCAGAAGCUGUCGCCGACUGCCUCGACCUUCCAGCCUUUCUCAUGCACUCCGGAGAAGAACAGAAACCACCCCACCCCUGACCGCAACCAGCAAUUUCUUUUGCCAGGCCAGAAGUACGAGGCUGAACUAUCUCGAAGUCUCGAAGUUUGUUCACCGGGCCAGAAUCUCGGCAUUGCUGACCUGGAUGCAUGUUUCGCGAAACUGCAGCGUCUUGGCCUCUCGGUCCAGGAGCCGACUCAGAUUCAGUGCAAGGGAGGUAAACUCUACGUUCAGUUUAGUGAUAUCCGCGAUGCAGUCCUUGUGCGCGACAACAUACACCGAGUGGGAGCCUGUUAUGAAGCCGACUAUCUGUCGGAUGGUGGUUUCUACGAGCAUGUACAUCGAGAGUCCAACAAAUUCGACCAUUGGGUAUCUGUGGUUGUUGUGGCAAGCCCCCCAGGUUUGUUGGACGUGUCUCGUACUGAAGCGGUCGUCAAACGUAUGCUGGACUCACAAGGUCAGCUUUCUGCAUUCUAUGUGCAGCAUGGCUAUGAUCCUUCAGUAUUCAGGGCCUUCAUUCAGUUCCUUGAUCCAUCUAAAGCCGCAUCCGCAGUGUUUUCUUUUGACAACAAAGUCGUCGAGGGAGCACACAUGACACUCUCGCUUGUGGAAUCCAGUGACAUCUCUAGCAGGGCCCAGGAUAGAGGUGGAGCGCCCGACAGUCUCAGCCACGGUAUGCCUGGCGAUUUGACCAACACCCUCCAGGCAUUGGCUUUGUCUAAACAGGCCCCUCAAAUGCAUCUGGUGCCUCAUAGUACCUCCAUGCCCGGGCCCAACUCCCCCUACUCGCCCUUUGGUAUCCAGGUUCCUCCCUUCACCAUGUGGCCGAUUCUCUGUCAACCGCAAUUUCAACCUCAUGGCCCCUACUUGCUCAACGAUGGCCAACGCGUGCCAUCGGCAUCUGCUAUGUCCAGUCCAGCCACAUACCAAUUUUCCGGCCCCAUGUUCUCUCAUUCUUCACACGCCGUGUCGGCUAUGGGUUCCAUGUCACCCACAGCCAGAAACGAGUCUCGCAGACAGAGCGCAGCUCGAGUCAAUAGAUCGCCCUACUAUAACGUAGCGAGUCACCACAACCAUGUCGAUGUGAACCGUAUUCGGGAGGGAAUAGAUGUCCGCACAACGAUCAUGCUCCGGAAUAUUCCGAACAAGGUCGAUCAGGCGAUGCUCAAGAGAAUCGUGGACGAGUCCAGCUGGGGUAAGUAUGAUUUCAUGUAUCUACGGAUCGACUUUGCGAACGAUUGCAAUGUCGGAUAUGCGUUCAUCAACUUCGUUGACCCCCUGGAUAUCAUUGAUAGCGACAAGGUCGCUGAGAUUUCAUACGCCACCAUCCAGGGCAAAGACUGCCUUGUCCAGAAGUUCAGGAACAGCUCCGUGAUGCUGGAAGCUGCGCACUAUCGUCCCAAGUUGUUCUAUACUUCCAACGGACCCGUUCCUGGACUGGCAGGAGAAGAGGAGCCAUUUCCCCAGCCGGACAACCAGUCCAAGAUGAAGCGCAGCUGCGAAAAUGCUGAGCACGUCGGCCUUUUCACGCCCAAUGCCGGACAACAUUUCCGCGACGAGCAGCGUCGCAGGCGCUCCCAGUAUGACAGAGGCACGAGACUGGCAGCGCUCGAGGAGCAUGAUUUGGAUGCCUCGAUGCAGCUGUAUAUUUACCACUCACAGUGA
Colletotrichum navitas is the source of this 1950-nucleotide messenger RNA. RefSeq names its product RNA recognition domain-containing protein 2. The record is from RefSeq and is a predicted model, not a curated record. The transcript has 11 exons. Bases 1 to 1950 code for a protein of 649 amino acids. NCBI's taxonomy places the organism in Eukaryota, Fungi, Ascomycota, Sordariomycetes, Glomerellales, Glomerellaceae. Gene Ontology annotation, molecular function: RNA binding.